CAUUACGUUUUUUGUGUGUAGUGUGUGUCAAGAGGACGAAUAUUUUUUCUUCCCCCGCUGAAAUUCGUGAUAUAUUUGCGCAUAUUCGGGACGCUUUGGGAUCAUUUUGUCCGUUCGAUAUGUAGCACAGGUGCCAAGAGAUCCGAGAGUGUUAAAUAUCCUUCCGCAGGUGUAUAAUCGUUAGCGGAAAGAGUGAUUUCAUUUCGAUCGAGUUGUGAAUUCUUUUGUUGUUGAGUGCCACCAGAAGAAAAUUAGAUUAAAGAAAAAAGGAGGAGCGAGAAGAAGACGUUCGUCGUCGUAAAAUAUUCUGCAUCGGAGUUAGGGAAGUGCCUAUGGAUCGGUCGGUAGGUCGGGUCUUAUGUAUGUGGUUCUUAGUGUGACUGCUGGCACCUGCUGCUCGCAGAAUCAAAGGUUAGCUUAUCGCGGGCUACUGCAGGGUCCAAACAUUGUCGCUAUUGAAGUUGGGAAGAAGAUUAAGGUAACAGAGUGUCAAUUGGGAUUGCUCCGUAAGCCAGGAUGGCUGCGCUGAUGGAUGAGGAUCGUCACAAAAGGCUGCUCGCCUUGGAGGAAAAGAUGCGUGAUCCGGGGAGUAUUGCCAACAUCGAUUGUCUAUUGGAUACGGUGACGGCACUGGUGGCGGAUUGUGAUCACGACAAUGUGAAAAUCAUCAAGAACAUAGAAACAUACAUCAAGCGUUACAAGGAUCUGGCUCGUGAAGUUAACGAGCUGCGUAUGAAACCGGAUGAUUUCAUACCGAUCAAGCUGAUUGGUCGUGGUUCUUUUGGUGAAGUCCAACUGGUGCGCCAUAAAACGUCCAAGCAGGUGUACGCAAUGAAAAGGUUGUCCAAGUACGAAAUGAUUACCCGUUCGGAUACAGCUUUUUUCUGGGAAGAGCGCUACAUAAUGGCUCAUGCCAAUUCGGAAUGGAUAGUCCAAUUACACUAUGCUUUUCAAGAUAGCAAAUAUUUGUACAUGGUGAUGGAUUACAUGCCUGGCGGGGACAUUGUUAGUUUGAUGAACAUCUACGAGAUUCCGGAAAAAUGGGCUAUAUUUUAUACGAUGGAAGUCGUAUUGGCGCUGGACACGAUUCACAAUAUGGGUUUCAUUCAUCGGGAUGUCAAACCGGACAAUAUGUUGCUGGAUAAAUAUGGACAUCUGAAACUGGCUGAUUUUGGUACGUGUAUGAGGAUGGGGCCCGAUGGCUUAGUACGCUCGUCAAAUGCUGUUGGAACACCGGAUUACAUUAGCCCAGAAGUGCUACAAUUUCAAGGUGCUCAAGGAGGUUAUGGGCGCGAGUGUGAUUGGUGGUCGGUGGGAAUAUUUCUUUAUGAAAUAUUGAUUGGUGACACACCGUUCUACUCGGACAGUUUGGUGGGCACAUAUAGCAAAAUAAUGGACCACGAAAAUUCGCUGCACUUUCCACAGGAUGCUGCCGUUAGUCAGAACGCAAAAUCUUUGAUUAAGGGAUUUCUUGCCGAUCGAACAAAGCGACUGGGCCGACACAGUGUUGACGAGAUCAAAUGUCAUCCGUUCUUUCAAAACGAUGUGUGGACAUUCGAAAAUUUGCGCGAAUCGGUUCCACCGGUUGUUCCAGAACUGAGUAGUGAUGAUGAUACUCGAAACUUUGACGAAAUUGAAAGAAAAAAUAGCGUAGAAGCAAAUUUUCCCACUCCUACUACAUUCUCCGGUGAUCAUUUACCUUUCAUCGGCUUCACCUACACUGGUGACUAUCAGCUGCUAUGUGGUGGUGCUCAGGACAAUGUGGACAACAAGACCACAACGUUGAACACAUCACAUCGAAAUCACCAGCGACAUCGAUCGUCCAACAAUGCCGAACUGCUUCGGCUGGAAAAUAUGCUACAGCGUGAACGAAACACGAUCGACAUGCUGGAGAAACAGGAAAGGACACUGCGGCAGCAAAUCGAACUUAUAACGCAACGGGAGACGGAAAUACAAAAUUUGGCCAACAGUUACGAGAAAGAACUUACCAUGCUUAAACACAACUUCCGGGAGAUGCAACGAAAGGCUGAUAGUGAACAAGACGGUCGGCGAAAGACCGAGAAUAUGUUGCUAGAGACUAAGCAACGACUAGAGGAGGAGAAAAGUAAACGGACCCGCGAAAUGAACAACAACCAGCAGUGUAAUGAUAAAAUUAACAUGCUCGAAAAACAGCUCACCGACAUGCAGGAAAAGUACAAGAAUGAAACUGAAAAUAGUCAAAAAUUGAAAAAACAGGUGGCUGAAUUGCGCUUGACAAAAACGGAUACCGAACAAAAGGCUAAUGAUUUGCAGUCGAUGUUGGCGGGCUUGCAAACCGCACGCGAUGUUCUUCAGCAAGAAGUUGCAGAUCUACAGUCACGGUUGGCUCAGGAACGAAAUGCUCGGAUUCAGAUGGCAGAAUUGCACAAGGAAUUGGAAGGCAAAAUUCAUUCUCUCGGUGGUGAUUUGGAGCGUUCGAUUACACGAGAGCAGCAAGCACUAGAGGACAAUCGCAGUUUAACUGACAAGAUUUCUGAGCUGGAGAAGGAAAAUGCUUCAAUCGAAUGUGAGCUCAAGGCGGUCCAGAAUCGGUAUCACCAAGAGGUAAAAGCUCACCAGGAAACGGAAAAAUCCCGCCUGCUCAACAACGAAGAGGCUAACAUGCAGGAGGUUAAAGCGCUUCAAACUAAGUUAAACGAGGAAAAGGUGGCCCGACAGAAGGCCGAACAAAAUUCCCAGGAGAAGGAGCGUCAGAUUUCGAUGCUUUCAGUAGACUAUAGGCAGAUUCAGCAAAGAUUGCAAAAACUCGAAGGCGAAUAUAGACAGGAAUCGGAAAAGGUGCUUGCCCUGCACAGUCAGCUUGAGCAGGAGCAAAACAAAAAGAGCACUCUGCUGUCGGAACUCAGUCUGCAAAGUUCGGAGGUUGCACAUCUAAAGGCGAAAGAAAUGCAGCUAGUGAAGGAAGUGCAACAGUUUCGCGAGACAAAGCGCAAAUACGAAGAAGAUAUUGUUAAAAUUAAAAACGCCCAUAAUGUAGACAUCCUGCAGAUGAAAGAGCUUCAAGAUCAACUUGAAGCCGAGCAGUACUUUUCUCGGCUCUACAAAACUCAGAGCAACGAGGUUCGUGAAGAGUUGGAGGAUAAAUCACGACAAAAUCAAGAACUUGAGGAGGAACGGAGUUCCGUCCUACAUCAGUUGCAGCUCGCAAUGGCGCGAGCUGAUUCGGAAGCUCUUGCUCGUUCGAUAGCCGAAGAAACGGUAGCGGAUCUGGAGAAGGACAAAACAAUGAAGGAGCUCGAGCUGAAGGACCUUGUAACUAAACAUCGAAACGAGCUGUCAACCAAAGAAGCGACCCUCACCUCCCUCAAGGAUCUUGAGACUGAAACGAACAAAAAACUCAACAAUAAAUUGUUUGAGAUUGAUGAUUUAACGCAACAGAAUCGCAAGCUUCAGGACGAACUCGGUCAGCUGAAGAGCGAACAGAGUGAGAUGGAAAAAUUGCGCACAAAACUCAAGACUGAGACAAUGCUGAAGCAGCAGGCAGUCAAUAAGUUGGCCGAAAUCAUGAACCGGAAGGAUAAUAACCUUACUGGAAAACAGAAGAGUAAGGUUAAUUCUACUGCAGAUUUGAGAAAGAAGGAAAAGGAGAACAAACGUCUCCAGCAGGAACUAUCCGUCGAGCGAGCCAAGUACGACGAACUGUGCUUAAAGCACAAUGAAACCAUUAGCCAAUUAUCAAGGGAAAUUGAUAUUAAAACCAAACUUCAGAUGGAGAUUGAAUGCAAAGCAACGGAAAUUGAACACCUGCAGAUGAAGUUAAAUGAAACGGCUUCACUGUCAUCUGCCGACAACGACACUGUAGAGGACAACCAAGACGCGAUAUUCGAAGGAUGGCUAAGCAUACCGAACAAGCAGAACAUUAAACGAUACGGGUGGAAGAAACAAUUUGUGGUUGUUUCGCCCAAGCGGAUUAUUUUCUAUAGUACAGAGGUAGAUAAACAGCAUGCUAUCGAUCCACUGCUUAUCAUCGACCUAAGUAAAGUGUUUCACGUCCGACCAGUCACACAGGGCGACGUCAUUCGGGCCGAUCCCAAAGAAAUUCCAAGAAUAUUUCAAUUAUUAUACGCAGGCGAGGGUGAAGCAAGACGGCCCGAUGAGCAACAGCAGCUGGACGUCAGCUCAUCCAAAGCAGACGAACGGUUCUUGACUUUGCAGUACAAAGGUCAUGAAUUCCUUCAGAUCAGUUACCACAUCCCAACUACGUGCGAUCUGCCAUCAUGUCAAAAGGCGCUAUGGCAUGUAUUCAAAUCUUUGCCUGCCUAUGAGUGUAAAAGAUGUCGUUUCAAGUUACACAAAGAACAUGUGGACAACAACAAUCCACUAGCACCCUGCAAGCUUCAUCAUGAUCCGAAUCAUGCCCGCGAGAUGCUUCUUCUUGCCACUUCCAACGAGGAUCAGAACCGGUGGGUUAGUCGACUGUCGAAGCGUAUCCAGAAGAGUGGGUACAAAGCGAAUUCCACCAACAACCUGGGAGGGGCAGGAGGCAGUACUAGCAGUAACAGCAGUGGUAAUGGUGAGGGGAGUAAAAUAUCUCCCAGUCAAUCGACACGUUCCAAUUACAAGCCGUAUGCUGUGAAUGUGCAACGGUCAGCUACCUUACCGGCGAAUGCAUCUCUGAAGCAGCAACAGUAGAAUUCCUCCAAAGCUGGAUAGCCACAUUGUUUGCUCUUGUAUCUUCAAAAACUUGACAUUAAUUGGAUAAAGAGCGAAAAAAUAGAUGCUGGAAGCUGUUACUACUUUACUACUACUAUUAUAACUGCGUCGGCAACAACUGUUACUACUAAAAUACGUUAGCAUCUAGUGAUAAUCAAGACAAUAACAAACAUCUCCCGACCAACUCUGAAACGCUGACAAAUGCAAAAAAACCAAACAGCAGCUCAAACUUCAUCAGAUAAUAAAAACGAGCUAUUUCAUACUAAGGCAAUCAUUUUGCAUUUAGACAUUUUUGGUACAUUAUUAUCAUAUAACUAGGCUUAUUUUACCAAUUUUUUCGCCAGAUACGACUAAUUUUAAUAUUUCCUAAAACUAAAACAGAAGUCAGAUCGAAACGUUGUCUGUCAACGUUUUUUUUCUGUUUUAGCAACAUGAUCUAAUAUUUUCAAGCACACUAGGUUGAUAUAUUGUUUUUGUAGACGCUUUAUCCUUCAACUGGACAUUCCUGCUAUAUUACAAAUAGCUAUUACUAUUGCAGAUUCUGCACUUUCCAUAUUACUUUCCCUCUGCUUUGGCUAACCUUGACUGACUGACUUAUUCUUAUCCAUUUCUGUUUGGCUCUAGCGCGAUAAAAUGAAUGUUUACUUAAAAUCUUCAUUAACACCAACAAAAACGAUCCAUUUCUGUUUGGCUCUAGCGCGAUAAAAUGAAUGUUUACUUAAAAUCUUCAUUAACACCAACAAAAACGAUCCAUUUCUGUUUGGCUCUAGCGCGAUAAAAUGAAUGUUUACUUAAAAUCUUCAUUAACACCAACAAAAACGACGAUAAUAAGAUAUACUUAGUUGUUCGUAAAUUAUUCGUUUUUAUUAAGAAAAACAAUCAAACUAUUAUCUAAGGAUACAAGUUAGCAUUUGUUCUAGUGUUGUGCAUCGUAUGUUGAUAAGCUGUUAGGGUUCUUAAAUAAUCAAGUAACAAAUGUGGACAAAUAUGGAGUUAUAAUUCCAAUAAUAGAUGGAAAAGUGGGAUACCAGUGCAGCUUUCAUGGGAAGACAAGUGUGCAAAAAGCGGAAACCUACGUGUAUUUGUAGCUAGCAUUUACUUUUUUUUGGGCGAAACUCGUUAAAAAUUGUACAGUAUGUAAUCGUUAUCGUAUAUAUAUUUAAAAGAUUUUUUUUAUUAAACAACUUUUAUAUGUAUAGUGAACAAAUUCCAUUUUACAAAACAAGUGCCUUCGAAACGUAAUUUAAAGAGUAUCUAUAUCUACUAUAUAUCAUUGGAAAAAAAAACUAGCCAACACAAGCAAUGGGCCCACAGUAACGGUGAAACAGGGAACAAUUAACGAGCUAAACGAUAUACACAAUGAUUGUGAACUUUAUAGUUACAUAUUUCCCACUUUUUUAAUCUAACGGCUCAUCGAAUAAAACUUUGUACAUUCUGAACAA
This is a messenger RNA of Topomyia yanbarensis, 6134 nucleotides long. RefSeq names its product rho-associated protein kinase 1. The transcript is spliced from 11 exons. Gene Ontology annotation, molecular function: ATP binding; Rho-dependent protein serine/threonine kinase activity; small GTPase binding. Gene Ontology annotation, biological process: regulation of cell junction assembly; Rho protein signal transduction; mitotic cytokinesis. NCBI's taxonomy places the organism in Eukaryota, Metazoa, Arthropoda, Insecta, Diptera, Culicidae. Bases 517 to 4671 code for a protein of 1384 amino acids. Gene Ontology annotation, cellular component: cytoskeleton; cytoplasm. The record is from RefSeq and is a predicted model, not a curated record.